Molecule: messenger RNA, 249 nt
Organism: Trichomonas vaginalis G3
Lineage: Eukaryota; Parabasalia; Trichomonadida; Trichomonadidae
Product: protein of unknown function, DUF4106 family
Exons: 1
Coding region: 1-249 (82 amino acids)
Source: RefSeq, a predicted model, not a curated record
AUGUGCCAGCUGGUGGAACUUAUAUACCACCAAACCCUCCAAGAGAAGCACCUGCACCAGGACUACCUAAAACAUUUACAUCGUCACAUGGACACAGACACAGGCAUGCACCAAAACCAACACAACAACCAACACAACAACCAACACAACAACCAGCACAACAACAACAACAACAACCAACACAACAACAACCACAAACAGAGCAAGGACAUAAAAGAAGUAGAGAACAAGGAAACCAAGAAUUCUUAA